AUGGAGACAAACCUGAGAAAACGGAGAGAGGAUGAGAAGUCGAUCCAGAGUAAUGAACCCAAGACCACAACUCUCCAGAAAGAGUUGGGCCUGCUCAGCAGCAUCUCCAUCAUCGUGGGCACAAUCAUCGGCUCUGGGAUCUUCAUCUCCCCCAAGUCUGUGCUCAGCAACGCGGAAGCUGUGGGGCCCUGUCUCAUCAUAUGGGCAGCCUGUGGGAUUCUUGCAACACUGGGUGCUCUAUGCUUUGCAGAGCUUGGCACGAUGAUCCCCAAGUCGGGGGGCGAGUACCCUUACCUGAUGGAGGCCUUUGGCCCUAUUCCCGCCUACCUCUUUUCCUGGACCAGCCUGAUAGUCAUGAAGCCUGCAUCCUUUGCCAUCAUCUGCCUCAGCUUUUCCACGUAUGUUUCUGCACCCUUCUACUCAGGCUGCCAACCUCCUGACAUUGUCAUUAAAUGCCUGGCUGCCACUGCCAUCCUGUUCAUCACAACCGUGAAUGCACUGAGCGUGCGGCUAGGCAGCUACCUCCAGAAUGUCUUCACGGCGGCCAAGCUGGUGAUCGUGGCCAUCAUCAUCAUCAGUGGACUCAUCCUCCUGGCUCAAGGAAAUACAAGGAAUUUUGAAAAUUCUUUUGAGAGCACAAAAGUAUCUGUGGGAACUAUCAGUCUGGCAUUUUACAAUGGACUCUGGGCGUACGAUGGAUGGAAUCAACUCAAUUACAUCACAGAAGAACUCAGAAACCCUUACAGAAACCUGCCCCUGGCCAUUGUCAUUGGGAUCUCUCUGGUGACAGUGUGCUACAUCCUCAUGAAUGUUUCCUACUUCACGGUGAUGACCACAACCGAGCUCCUGCAGUCCCAGGCAGUGGCUGUGACAUUUGGGGACCGCGUUCUCUAUCCAGCCACUUGGGUCGUUCCACUUUUUGUGGCGUUUUCUACCAUCGGUGCUGCUAAUGGGACCUGCUUUACGGCGGGCAGACUCGUUUAUGUUGCAGGCCGGGAAGGCCACAUGCUUAAAGUGCUCUCUUACAUUAGCGUCAAGCGCCUAACUCCAGCCCCUGCCAUCAUCUUUUAUGGUAUCAUAGCAACCAUUUAUAUCAUCCCUGGUGACAUAAACUCAUUAAUCAAUUAUUUCAAUUUUGCUACAUGGCUAUUUUAUGGCUUGACAAUCCUAGGACUCAUUGUGAUGAGGUUUACGAGAAAAGAACUGGAAAGGCCUAUCAAGGUGCCCAUUUUCAUUCCCAUCUUGGUGACUCUCUUAUCCGUGUUUUUGGUUCUGGCCCCAAUCAUCAGUAAACCUGAACUGGAGUAUCUCUACUGUGUGUUAUUUAUGUUGAGCGGCCUUAUAUUUUACUAUCUUUUUGUCUACCACAAGUUCGGAUGGGCUCAGAAAAUCUCAAAGCCUAUUACUAUGCACCUUCAGAUGCUAAUGGAAGUGGCCCCACCAGAGGAAGACCCUGAAGCCAAGUCAAAACUGUGA
Messenger RNA from Cynocephalus volans (Philippine flying lemur), 1476 nucleotides. It is a transcript of the gene SLC7A9, whose product is annotated as solute carrier family 7 member 9. The record is from RefSeq and is a predicted model, not a curated record. Gene Ontology annotation, biological process: amino acid transmembrane transport; L-cystine transport. Gene Ontology annotation, cellular component: membrane. NCBI's taxonomy places the organism in Eukaryota, Metazoa, Chordata, Mammalia, Dermoptera, Cynocephalidae. The coding region runs from base 1 to 1476 and encodes 491 amino acids. Gene Ontology annotation, molecular function: L-cystine transmembrane transporter activity; neutral L-amino acid transmembrane transporter activity. The transcript has 12 exons.